Seriola dumerili (greater amberjack) is the source of this 5274-nucleotide messenger RNA. RefSeq names its product LON peptidase N-terminal domain and RING finger protein 1-like (gene lonrf4). The transcript is spliced from 12 exons. The record is from RefSeq and is a predicted model, not a curated record. NCBI's taxonomy places the organism in Eukaryota, Metazoa, Chordata, Actinopteri, Carangiformes, Carangidae. Gene Ontology annotation, molecular function: protein binding. The coding region runs from base 499 to 2280 and encodes 593 amino acids.
CCCAGCUUUUGUAGCAGUACAUACGUUGCUACAGGGGUUAAAAGCGGACACUGGCUACUAAAUAGAAAGCACAUUAAUGUGUAAGUACUCUGCUCUGUUUCGUGUGGCGUUUAUGGAGUUUGGAGCGGCGCAUUGGACUGGAAGAUGACUUUUUUUAUAUUCAACCUGCUUGAAAAGGGAAGAUGUUAUGUGUCCCAAACCAAAGACUAAGUUAGAGCUGAAAAUGGAUAAUGUCAGUUUUAUACGAAAAGGACAUUUGUGAGGUGAGCAUAUGAGAGCUGAUAUUAGCAUUAGCCUAGCUGGACAUAAACCGGUCGGGUUCGAGCAGACGUGAUAUAAGAGGGGACACAUUUACUGUAUCGCUGGCUGCUGGUGCGUGAUUUAAAUGGUCCAUGCACUACCACUACACAGAAAAGCUUCUCCGUCUACGUUGCUUCGACGAAAAAAGCAGCCUUUCCUCCCACGGUACAUUGUUUUAGUGACAUAACCCAUCCAACCAUGGAUCUGCUGGAGUGUCCUCUCUGUCUCUUCCUGAUGUGCGAGCCGGUGACCAUGUCGUGCGGUCACACGUUCUGCCGGAGGUGCGUCGGGGGGCACCUCCCGUCCAAAUGCCCCGCGUGCAAUGUGAGGCUAAAACAAAGAGAGGUGAAAGGCAUGAAGAACAACGUUUUGCUCAUCAGUGUCGUUGAAAAGUGCUGCCCCGAAGAGACCAGAAUGAAGUGCCAUAUACAGGAGAAGCUCAAAGCCAACGAGUUCGUGGAAGCUUUAAGCAUCACAAAUGACGGGCUAGACUUAGUCCCAGACGAUCAGAGUUUGAAGGUGUACAGAGCUGAAGCUAACUGGGGCCUGUUGCGUUUCACUGACGCUCUGACAGACCUCGACUACCUCUGCUGCCUUCGUCCCAACUGGACUGAGGGCUUCUUUCGUAAAGGGAAUGUACUGCUGGAAAUGGGUCAGCAGACAGAAGCUCUCAUCCAGUUCCACCAUUGCCUAAAACUUCAAGCUGAUUUUGCUCCUGCAAAGAGCCAGAUCAAGAAGAUCCUGGAGGCAGAGGGCAUGACAGUGCCGGAGGAGGUGUCCUGCAUCCUGCAGGUGGUGUCAGAGUACUUGAAAGAGCCCUGUCCCAUUACCAGCCUCAGCGGCUCGCAGGGGCCGACCCACCCUGAGGGCCUCAAACAUCCACCUGGAGAAGAGGGAGAGGGUGAAGGCAGGAGAGACGCACACCAGGUGAAACAUGAUACAGGUACUGAGUGCUGCCUCAGCCUCUGCCAAGCUGUUUCCUUCCUCCCUGCUGCUGAAGAGGACGAGGAGAUGAUGAUGAGGAAAGAAGAAGGGCAUGGCAGGGGUGAAAGUAGUCACCGCAGAGGGAAAACUCUGGGUGUUCUCACCGUGUCGGACUUUGAGUGCCCUCUCUGCAUUAGGUUGUUUUUUGAACCAGUCACUACUCCCUGUGGUCACACCUUUUGUAAAAACUGCAUAGAGCGGAGUCUGGACCACAACCUCCGCUGUCCACUCUGCAAACAGCCACUGCAAGAGUACUUCAAAAACAGGAAGUACAACCCCACAGUUCUUCUUCAGGACAUCAUGACCCACCUUUUUCCCUCCCAGUUGGCCGAGAGGAAACAGGUCCAUGAUGCUGAGAUGGCUGAACUGUCCAAUCUUACUAAGGACAUCCCUAUAUUUGUUUGCACGGUGGCCUACCCUGGAGUUCCCUGCCCCCUGCACAUCUUUGAGCCUCGGUAUCGGCUGAUGAUGCGUCGCUGCAUGGAGACUGGCACUAAGAAAUUUGGCAUGUGCAGCUAUGAGCACGGCAAAGGGUUUGCAGACUAUGGCUGUAUGCUGGAGAUCCUCAGCCUGGAGCUGCUUCCUGAUGGACGGUCCUAUGUGGACACUGUGGGUGGCAGCAGAUUCAGGGUGCUCAAGAGAGGUCAGAGAGACGGCUACCACACCGCUGAUAUAGAGUAUCUGGAGGACCUCAAGGUUGAUGGCAGUGAGUUGGAGCUUUUGCAGCGCCUCCAUGACAGUGUGUACCAGCAGGCUCAGGACUGGUACCAGCGCCUGGGUAGCCGCAUUCGUGAGCAGAUCAACAGACAGUACGGCACCAUGCCAGAUAAGGAUGGAAACAUUCAGGCUUCGUCCAACGGCCCUGCCUGGUGCUGGUGGCUGCUGUCUGUCCUCCAGCUGGACCCUGCCUAUCAGACCACCGUUCUGUCUCUGACCUCACUCAAAGACCGCUUGGGACACCUCCGCCUCGUUCUUGAGUACUUCUCUCAGAGCUAGACCCCACAGCACAGUGGUACUGACUGUGGCUCCAGCCAGCUGAGAGUCAAAUAUUACGCACACACAGACAGAUGGAGUGAAACCAAUGAAUGCACUCACACCAUUGAGUCUGGGGGUUGGGUUUUUUGGACUACUCUGAAUCAUAGAGGGACUGUUAAAGUCACAGCUCAAGGCCAAAUCACCUGGUCAAAAGCAGAAAGAUAGUUAUCUUAUUUUAAAACAUGGAGCAGUUGUACAGGGGUGGAUUUAUGCUGUUUGAGUUUGCAUUUGUUAUCUUUCUUACACCAUUUUCUUCCCUGGGAAUUCAAGAGGUUUCAGAAUAGUUUCUGAAAACACACUGUACUUGCUGUACCAGCAAGAACUGCAUGACUAACCAAAGAUGCUUCUUAUUUAAGGUCAUCAAAAGUGGUUAAUUAUUAUUUGUGGAUAAAGGAAAUCUGCUCAUUUUCUAAAAAAAAUUACUGAAAAUCUACACUAGGUGUCACUGUUUGUCCAAUUAUUACAAACAUGAAGAACAUGCUACAGCAUCAGCCAAGCUAUUGCAGUAUACUGUACUGCCAUGUGUUGCUUAUUCAAAUAAGACUCUUUGCAUUAACGUAGCUAAGUUUGGAGUGAGAAUAAAAAUUGAUAGCACUAAACAAUUUGUAUAGAAUUUUUCAAGACUUUGCACAUCAGAGGAUUAUCCAUGUGUUGCAAGUAAUCAUUUUGGAUCCCCUGAGUGAUUGUUGUUUCCUGGAGGUGAUGCUUGCAUUUUAGUUGCAUUUAUUGGCCUUGAUAGCGAUUGACUGUGGCUUACUUUAUGCUAUUGAGUAAUCUUACAAGAUCCCUAUUAAGUAUUAGUAAAUAUUGCAAUAAUAAAUUGUAGUGUCUCUUGGAAUGGCGGCAACUGGAGGAUGUUUUUUAAUGUAUGAACUGUCUUUGGAUGCUGUUUGUCAUCAUCUGAUGGUAAAAAGUCUUCUGUGUAAUUCUGAAAAUGAGGAGAUGGGGUCAGUGAGUGGAAGAUUCAAGUGUACCAGCAUUGUUUUACAGUAUGAACCUGUGUGAUCAUGUGUGUUGAUGGUCAGGUAUGGAUGCAGCACUGUAUGCAUGUGUGUCCACUGUUAAAGAAGGAGUCAUUUUUGUCCGUCGCCAUCUUCAUUAGCUUAUGUGUAGGCCACAACACCUACCUCUGGCCUCUACCAUGUCUCCCUGUCUGUUUGGCCUCUAACACCAGUCAUGGUGCCUCUGAGUGCCUGGGCCAACUCGCCUGGAGACCUGCAAGUCUUAGAGUUACUCCACAAUACAGAGGGUGGACUGUGUGAUUUUUGCCAUUGACUCUCAUUGAUAUAGUGCUACAUUCCAUAGAAUGUUAAAGCUGCAAUGAUACAUGUAGUUAAUUUACUAACAAAUACGGGCUUAACUGGGUGAAACGAGAGAGCUUAUGUUUGUGUUGUUUUUUAUUUUGAUAAAUGUGCCAUAAAUAUUUCCAUGUUAUGUGUUUUAUAGGGAUAGGUAGCUGAAUAGUAACUGUGUUUAUGUUUGUCUACAUCACAGACUCUGACUUUUCUGGCUUUCAAUCUCACACUUUGUAUGGUGGACAGUGAACUACCAUUUUGUCAUGGCCAACAUAUCACUUUAAACAGUCAGAAUUAGUCCAAACACACAUAAAGAAACACUACAAUUAAGCGUGAUAUUGUAUAUAUAGCUUAAAAUAAAAGGGGUAAUAGAGAGACUUGAUACGCACAAAAGUGUCCCACUGAAGGACAAACUAAUGGACAGAGAUGGAUACUGGAGCAGCAUUGGUUUCCUGAAUAACAGGCUAGUCUCUGAACUAUGACUUGGGAACUAAUAUUUACUUGAGGAGAACAAACACCAUUUUUACCAUCUCUUAUAAUGGGCGAAUGGAUUUUGAAAUUUUUGAAUCCAUCAAGGAAUAAGAUCAGAGUCUGAGACUUUAAUGUGCCAGUUACCGUGACAUUUUUCCAAAGCUUUUGACACUGAAAAAUGGCAAGCAUCACAAAGGUCAGUUUCCUGCUACUAGACAUGAUUUAAGCUUAUUCAAAUCAAAAAGGGAUUGAAAUUCUUAUAGAAUUUUUUUUGAAUGACCAGCCUCAUGAGCCUUUGUGGUAAACACAUGACAGCAAUACGAGUCUAUGGCCACUGAGGCAGAUUUCACUCCCUUCUCACACUUCUUGUUAGACAAAACCAUAUUUUUGCACAGUGAAAUGAUUUUGUGUGUUUUGCUUUCUGAUGCUCAGCUGCAGUCUCCCACACAUUUUCUCUGUUUUUCAAUCAUUUCUGUGUAUCACUGUCAUUACUUAAAGAUACAGCCUUUCAAUGAAUAAAUUGGUGAUGCUCUGUAUGUUGAUCACAGCGGACGGUCUAACAAUGGCUUAACUUUUAUCUCUGCACCUGUGUGCUUAAAUGCUAAAUAUAUUUGACAAAUCAAUUAUUUCACCCCUUUGUUUUUGAACUAUUUGUCAACUUUGAGUUAAAUUUGCCUGUAAUCUUUUAAUAGGUUCAGUGUCAAUGUUGCUGAUGCAUUUUGCCCCUUUUAAUCCUUUGGCAGGCGUCCGUUAGCCACAGUUGCAGUAUAAUUAACUAUCAGAAAAUGUCCUCCAACACAGUUGAAACAUUUUGCACUGAAACCACAUUGUCUCCAAUACAGAACACGGAGCAUAGUAAGUGACUCGUUCUUGGCAGCAAUCCCCCGUGAUAACGAGUCUUACACUUGUGUACUUGGCAAAGGCUGUGAAAAGCACAAUGGUUUCCUGCUAUGUGCUGCAGCUUUGCAGGAAACGUUGGCUGAUGUGGUCUGAUGGUCAGUGGUCUGUGGGCUGUGUGUAAGACUACAGACAUGCCUGCUGUUCUCUGCACAAAUACCUCCACACUAGUAUAUUUAAACCCAGUGAAAUUGACACAGUUUCUAGCCUGUCGAUUUAUUUGUAUUCAUUCCUCCACCUCCCAGUCAAUAGCAGUAAAUUACCUUGAUCUGAUUAUUAUUUAUUUGCUUGC